AUGGGUAAUAAAGACAGGCGAUUUAAUGAGCAUCCUACUUGGUUGGAAUAUAGUAUAGCAAAAGAUGCAAUUUUUUGCUUUUACUGCUAUCUUUUCAGUUUGAGUGGUGGUUCAUUUGUUAAAGACGGAUUCUUAAAUUGGAAAAAGAAAGAAUAUAUUAAAAAACAUGUUGGGGCUUCAAGGUUGACAUUGCGUGGACAUGAUGAAUCUGAAGAUUCAAACAAUCAAGGAAACAUUUUUGAACUAUUGCAUUGGUUGUGUGAUCAUAAUGCUGAGAUUAAGGCUGUUGCUUUGACGAAUGCACCCGAGAAUUGCAAAUUAACAUCGCCAAGAGUGCAAAAAUAUAUUGUGAGUGCUAUUUCUUCUGAAUGUCUACAGGUGAUUAUCAAAGAUGUUUUUGACAGUUUCUUCUUAAUUUUAGUUGAUGAAUCUCGAAACAUUUUAGUGAAGGAGCAAAUGUCAGUUGUCGUUCCUUAUGUGACGAAUGGCUUAAGCAUAUCUAAUUUGAGAGGUCAAGGAUAUGAUGGAGCUAGUAACAUGCGAGAUGACUGUGGCACAGAAAAGAUUGAAACUUUCUUCACUACUAUACACAAAUUGGUGAAUAUUGUUGGGGGAUCAGCUAAACAGAGUGAUCUUAUUCGAGAUGACCAAAGAUUGAAAAUUCUUGAAUCACUCAGUGUUUGUGAAAUAUCAAACGGACGGGGUCUCAAUCAAGAAAUUACACUUCAGUGUCCUGGUCGUUCACGAUGUGAGACAAUGAAAAAUUUGCAUAAUUUUCGGGUGGAAAUGUUUUAUGCCAUCAUUAACAUGCAACUUCAAGAGUUUAAUGAUCGUUUUUCUGAGGUAAAUAGUGACUUGCUCAUUUGUAUUGCGUGUUUGUCUCCAAAUAAUUCAUUUGCUGCUUUUGACAAGACAAAAGUGCUGCAACUAUGUCAGUAUUAUCCUGUAGAUUUUGAUGCAGUAGAUAUCUCUGAACUUGAUGAUCAAUUAGAUACAUAUAUUCUUGAUAUUCGUACUUUUGAAGAUUUUGAAGGAUUACAAGGUAUUAGUGAUCUUUCACAAAAGUUGGUUGCGAAGAAUAAACAUAAGGUGUAUCCAUUAGUCUACAAGCUUGUGACAUUAGCUUUAGUUCUUCUCGUGGCUACUGCUACAGUUGAGAGAGCAUUUUCUUCGAUGACUUACGUUAAAAAUCGUCCAUGCAAUUGA
Olea europaea var. sylvestris is the source of this 1206-nucleotide messenger RNA. RefSeq lists its product as uncharacterized. The record is from RefSeq and is a predicted model, not a curated record. NCBI's taxonomy places the organism in Eukaryota, Viridiplantae, Streptophyta, Magnoliopsida, Lamiales, Oleaceae. The transcript has 5 exons. The coding region runs from base 1 to 1206 and encodes 401 amino acids.